AUGUUAAAUGUGGUGUUAACACCUCCAACACAGGGCGAACACCUCAGCACCGAGGGCAAACAUACAGCAGCAUUCAACCCAGGGCGCACACCUCAAGCACAGAGCACACAUCUCAAGCACCGAUGGCACACAUUCAACACCGAGCGCACACCUUCAGCACAGAGCGCACACCUCCAGCAGAGAGCGCACACCUCCAGCACCGACGGAAAACUUCAAGCAGAGAGCGCACACCUCAAGCACAGAGCGCACACCUCAAGCAGACAGCGCACACCACAAGCACAGAGCACACACCUCAAGCACCGAGGGCACACAUUCAGCACCGAGCGCACACCUCCAGCACAGAGCGCACACCUCCAGCAGAGAGCACACAACUCCAUCAGAAAGCGCACACCUCCAGCAGAGAGCGCACACCUCCAGCACGGACGGAAAACUUCAAGCACAGAGCGCACACCUCAAGCAAAGAGCACACACCUCCAGGAGAGCGCACACCUCCAGAACCGACGAAGAACUUCAAGCACAGAGCGCAACCCUCAAGCACAGAGCACACACCUCCAGCAGAGAGCGCACACAUCCAGCAGAGAGGGCACACCUCCAGCACCGACGGAAAACUUUAAGCACAGAGCGCACACCUCAAGCACCAAGCGCACACCUCCAACAGAGAGCGCACACUUCCAGCACCGACGGAAAACUUCAAGCACAGAGCGCACACACUACAGCACAGAGCGCACUACUCCAGCAGACAGCCACCGACGGAAAACUUCAAGCACAGAGCGCACACCCCCAGCAGAGAGCGCACUCCUCCAGCAGACAGCGCACACCUCCAGCAGACAGCGCACACCUCCAGCACCGACGGAAAACUUUAAGCACAGAGCGCACACCUCAAGCACCAAGCGCACACCUCCAGCAGAGAGCGCACACCUCCAGCACCGAAGGAAAACUUCAAGCACAGAGCGCACACCUCCAGCACAGAGCGCACACAUCAAGCACCGAGGGCCCGAGGGCACACAUUCAGCACCGAGCGCACACCUGCAGCAGAGAGCGCACACCUCCAGCAGAGAGCGCACACCUUCAGCAGAGAGCGCACACCUCCAGCAUCGACUGAAAACUUCAAGCACAGAGCGCACACCUCAAGCAGAGGGCGCACACCUCAAACAGAGAGCGCACACCUCCAGCACCGACUGA
Messenger RNA from Mya arenaria, 1182 nucleotides. RefSeq lists its product as uncharacterized. Bases 1 to 1182 code for a protein of 393 amino acids. The transcript has 3 exons. The record is from RefSeq and is a predicted model, not a curated record. NCBI's taxonomy places the organism in Eukaryota, Metazoa, Mollusca, Bivalvia, Myida, Myidae.